This is a messenger RNA of Gossypium raimondii (Peruvian cotton), 2837 nucleotides long. RefSeq names its product protein FAR1-RELATED SEQUENCE 5. Gene Ontology annotation, biological process: regulation of DNA-templated transcription. The transcript has 5 exons. Lineage: Eukaryota; Viridiplantae; Streptophyta; Magnoliopsida; Malvales; Malvaceae. The coding region runs from base 21 to 2621 and encodes 866 amino acids. Gene Ontology annotation, molecular function: zinc ion binding. The record is from RefSeq and is a predicted model, not a curated record.
UUCUUCUUCAAAAGCGACCGAUGCUUAUCAUUGUUUCUCUUUUCAAAUCCAACAUUUCCUCUCCGUCAGCGACACCCAGGUCAAUGAAUAAGGAUGAUGAUGACUUGGGUGGUCCUCAUGAGGAGGACCUGGAUAAUAGAGCUCAAACAUCAGACCAAUUGGACUUGAAUGUAGAGCAGGAGUGUCGCAGCCCAAAAGUGAACCAUGUCGAUUCCACUCAUUCCAAUCUUCCCUCAAAAGUUGAAACUGAUGCUGAUGGUGUACUAAGAGUUGGAAUAGAAUUUGAAUCCGACGAACAUGCCUACAGAUUUUACAAUAAAUAUGCUAGGUUGUCAGGUUUUAGUGUUCGGAAAGAUUGGGUAAACAGGAGUAAGAUACAUGGUCAGGUGGUUUCUAGAAAGUUUACAUGUUCAAAAGAAGGUUACAGGCGGACAGACCAAAGAGAUGUUAUUGUAAAGAAGCAUAGGAAGGAAACAAGGACUGGUUGCUUGGCACAUAUGAUCAUUACCCGCAAACCUAAUGGUAAAUACCGGCUUAGUCAUUUUGAAGCAAACCACAAUCAUGAUAAUAUAAACCCUUACAAUGGUCAUGCAUUACAAUUGCAGAAGGACCUGUGCUUUGUUCAUGUUCCUGAAACUGAGCAGCCUAACAAUUUAGAAACACAAAACCCUGCCUUUGAUUUGACGAGUAAAAUCUUAGUGCGUGAAUCUCUUGAAUGUCUUCCUAUGGAUUAUUUCAAUCACCUAAGAUCUGAAAGGGUGAGAGAUAUGAAAGAGGGAGAGGCAGGUUGUUUGUUGCAUUAUUUUCAGAGGCAGCACUUUGAAAAUCCAUCAUUCUUUUACGCAAUACUGCUUGAUAUUAAUGAUAAGGUAAGCAACAUAUUUUGGGCUGAUGAUAAUAUGGUUGUGGACUACAAUUAUUUUGGUGAUGUGGUUCUUUUGGACAUGAGAUUUCGAACAAACAAAGACUAUAAGCCAUUUGUACAGUUUAUAGGUGUUAACCAUCAUAAUCAAGCUCUGAUCUUUUCUGCAGCACUUCUUUACGAUGAUACUGUUGAAUCUCUUAAGUGGUUAUUUCAUACCUUUUUAGAAGCAAUGUCUGGGAAGAAGCCGAAGGUCAUUCUCACAGAUCAAGAUGCAACAGUUGUUGAAGCAGUUGGUUCUAUCCUGCCAGAAACAGGUCACCAUAUAUGUGUCUAUCAGAUGCACCAGAAUACCCUAAAACACCUUAGCCACAUAGUGAAGGAUGCUGAUGCCUUUUCCAAUGAUUUUAGAAGUUGUAUUUAUGAUCACAAUGAUGAGGAUGAUUUCAUUCAUGCUUGGGAAGCUAUGCUAGAUAAAUAUAACCUCAAGCAAAAUGAGUGGUUGAGGUGGAUGUAUCGAGAAAAGGAGAAAUGGGCUGUGGUAUAUGGUAAGAAUAGAUUUUUUAUUGACAUGAAAUGUUCACAUCUAGGUGAGAGCUUAUCUAACAAGUUGAGAAGUUAUCUCAACGAUGGCCAGGAUGUGCUUCAAUUUUUCAAGCACUUUGAGAGGGUGAUGGAUGAGCAACGCCACAAAGAAAUCAAAGCUACUCAUAAAAUGAGCCACUGCAAGCCAGAAUUGAUGGGGAAUGUGAUUUUGUUAAAGCAUGCAAGUGAAAUCUAUACACCGAAGGCAUUUGAAGUAUUUCAGCAUGAGUAUGAAGAGUGUUUGAAUGUUGUUGCUAAUCAGUGUAGUCAAAAUGGAUAUUUAUCUGAAUACAAAGUUAAUACUUUCGGAAAAAGUCAAGAAUAUAUUGUAACAUUUGAUUCUUCAGAUGAUUUAGUCAUUUGCAGUUGUAUGAAGUUUGAAUAUGUUGGGUUUCUUUGUAGCCAUGCACUAAGAGUGCUUGAUCAUAGGAAUAUAAAGGUGGUUCCGUCCCGAUAUAUAUUAAAGAGAUGGACGAAAGAUGCAAGGAUUGGAUGUGCUCAAGACGAUAGUGAUUUUAUCAUACAAGAAAAUCCUAAGUUGGUAGCAGCAAGUCGUUAUAGAGAUAUGUGUCGUAGCAUACUCAAUUUGUCUGCCAGAGCAGCUGAAUCUUAUGAUGCAUUCCAUUUUGCUUCAGGGCAACUGAAUGAAACAAUCGAAGGGGUGGAGAAGAUCUUGGCACAAAAAGCUGAGGAUGCUCAAGUUAUUGCCUCAAGUAGCAGUGCUGCAACUGCUCCCGAUAGUGAAAACGUGGAGAUUUUCCUAGAUGGAAAUGCCAUUGAUGACCAGGAAAAAAGUUGCAGAACACAGAGUAAAAAGGAAAAUGAGGCUACUGAGCCACAUAGACAUAAACAGAAAAGCAUUUUGCAGAGAGGCUUGAAGAAUAGAAGAAUUCAGAAUGAGGGAUCAAACUCCCCGAACACAAUUACCUGCAUUUCUAGUUCCUCACCAACAAAUGUUUCACCUCAAGCCUCUGUCUCUGCUCCUGUUAUGCAGAGGUUAUUCAACUUCGAAGCCAAUCAAGUUGUCCAGUGUGUAGACCAACAGUCUACUUUGGGUAUCGAGCAAACGCCCCAUGCUGAAGUUUACCAGAAUCCUAACUUCUAUACAGAUCAACAUGGCUCGCCAAACCAAACUCAAUUACUCCAGGACAAGCCUUUAAUUCAUGGCACAUAACAUGAUUCUGUGUCAAACUACUGCCAGCUGAGGCAGGCUAUGGAACUUGACAUUCAACCUUCACAUUCAUCUUCAUUUUUGCUUUAUGAUGACGGAGAUAGAACUUACUGACAUUCCAUUUCUUGGGCCCAAAGGGAAGAAUAGAACAUGUUCUAUUAUCUUGUCAAUAUAGUUGUUUUUGUACAGUUCUUAAAUGAUAAGGAUAUUUUCACCUAA